Messenger RNA from Erigeron canadensis, 1692 nucleotides. Its product is annotated as protein FAR1-RELATED SEQUENCE 11-like. Gene Ontology annotation, molecular function: zinc ion binding. Bases 1 to 1692 code for a protein of 563 amino acids. The transcript has 2 exons. The record is from RefSeq and is a predicted model, not a curated record. Gene Ontology annotation, biological process: regulation of DNA-templated transcription. Lineage: Eukaryota; Viridiplantae; Streptophyta; Magnoliopsida; Asterales; Asteraceae.
AUGUUAGAUUUGAAUAACCUUCCAGAAGAGGAGAAUGACGAAGUUGUUACCCAAUAUGAACAAUAUAAUGCAAUUGGACAAAGCAAAACACAAAAUUACGAACCUUUCGUUGGCCAAAUCUUUUGCACUUUUCAAGAGGCAUAUGUUUUCUACCAAAACUACGCUAAACAAACUGGUUUUACAGUUCAUAAAGAUCGAUCAGAUAAAAGAAAUGACAAGACAGUCAAGCGUGAUAUCUGUUGUCAUCGGCAAGGGAAGAAACGAUUAAAAGUAAUUGAUGUUUCCAAACGUCAAAGAAACACACCGUCGAUAAAAUGUGAGUGCAAUGCUCAUAUUCGUGUUACUUUGAAAAAAAGUUGUGAUAUAUUCCCCGAAGAAUGGCACGUCACAAAGUUCGUGAAUGAUCACAAUCAUGUUUUACUAUCAAGUGAGGAAAUGCGUUUUCUUCCUUGUAACCGCAUUAUCACUCAAGAGGAUGAAGAACAAAUUCUAUUUUAUAAAGAGGCUGGACUUGAUGUUCGACAGAUAAUUCGAGUCAUGGAGCUUCAAAAACAAGUUCAACAUGAAGAUCUUCCAUUCAUAGAUAGAGACAUUCGAAACUUAUUUACUAAAGUGAGAAAGUCCCUUGGUUCAAGUGAUGCAAAAGAUCUUAUAGAUUAUAUGGAAUCUUCAAAGCAAAAAGAUAUCAAGUUUCAUUAUGCAUACACAGUAGAUGAUGAAAGGAGAUUGGAAAACAUAUUUUGGUGUUAUCCUCAAAGUUUCGAAUGGUAUGAAAGGUAUGGUGAUGUGGUUGUCUUUGAUACGACAUAUAAGGUCAAUGCAUAUGACAUGCCUUAUGCACUUUUUGUUGGCAUCAAUAAUCAUGGAAAUACCAUAUUAUUUGGAACUGCCCUUCUUCGUAAUGAGACUGUAAAAACUUUUAGGUGGUUAAUGAAGGUUGAUCUAGCGGUUGAAGAAAUCCGAAGUGUAGAGAUACGUGCUAAUAUGUCAAAAACACUUCAACAUCCUUCAUUAGAGACUAAAUCACCAUUGGAAGAACAAGCUUACAAAGUUCUUACUUUAUUUGCUUUCAAAAAGUUUCAAGACGAGUUUGAAAGAGCAACUCAAUAUUUGGUUGUGCGUGUUGAAGGUAAUGAGUUUAUCAUACGGUAUUUUGAAGAAGGAAAUCAUAAAUGUCACAACGUGUUUUGGGAUGGAUAUAUUGCUUCAUGUAGUUGCAAGAACUUUAAGUUUUGGGGAAUACUUUGUCGUCAUAUUUUUCGGGCACUCCUCCACAAAGAUUGUUUUAUCAUACCACCAGCUUACUUGCCUUUACGUUGGUGUUCAGAUUCUUUACAGAGUCGUCAUGUGAUUCAAAACAUAUCAAUCGGUGAGUCUUUAACCGUUGAGGCACCUAUAUGUGUAGACAGUGAACUGGAGGUAGGAAACAACAUUCUAUGUCCGCCAAAAUCGGUCACAAAAGGUCGUCCAAGAAAACAACGUCUCAAAGGUGGGAAAGAGCUCGGGGAGAAGAAACAAAACAAAUGUUCUAUGUGCAAUGAAAUUGGACACACAAAACCAACUUGUGGUAAACACAACAAGGAAAAUAUUGUUGGCAUGGAAAAUAUAGCUUUCGACAUAUUGCCAAAGAAGAAAAAGAAAGAUUUGGCUCAUAAUGUUGGACUAAAUCCAGUGUUUACUUUAAAGCACUAA